This is a messenger RNA of Auxenochlorella protothecoides, 1794 nucleotides long. RefSeq names its product ABC transporter B family member 26, chloroplastic. Gene Ontology annotation, biological process: transmembrane transport. The coding region runs from base 1 to 1794 and encodes 597 amino acids. Gene Ontology annotation, cellular component: membrane. The transcript is spliced from 10 exons. The record is from RefSeq and is a predicted model, not a curated record. Gene Ontology annotation, molecular function: ATP hydrolysis activity; ABC-type oligopeptide transporter activity; ATP binding. NCBI's taxonomy places the organism in Eukaryota, Viridiplantae, Chlorophyta, Trebouxiophyceae, Chlorellales, Chlorellaceae.
AUGAGGACGGUGGCAACCCCAAGGGCCCUGUGUUUUCGGUCCACCCGCCCGCUCAUUCGUCGCCUGACCAUCGCAGCGAGCAGCGGGACCGCCACUGCCGCUCCACCAAGGCCGCGCCCGCCAUGGCAUCACCUGCGUGCCUCUUGGAAGGAGUGGUGGUCUCUAGGUGGCCCGAGUGUGGCCCCGCAGGAGCCGCUGGGCAGGACGCUGAAGCAGCUGUCCGCCCUGGUCAAGGAGGACUCGGCCCUGCUCACCGGCGCCAUCACGUCCAUGCUGCUGGCCGCCGGCGCAGAGCUCACCAUCCCCCACUUUGUGACGGCAGCCGUGUUUGCGGCGGCCCAGGAGGGCUCCAGCCCCGCCUUUGUCCAGUCCCUGACGCGACUCACGAUCGCAACCGCGGUGUUUGCUGUGGCUGCUGGUUUACGCGGAUACCUGUUCAGCCUGGUAAACAUGAACCUGCUCCAGCGACUCAGGUCGCGCGCCUUUCGGUCCAUGAUGCUGCAGCCGGUGGCAUGGUUUGAUGGCGCCGAUGGCGGCCAGCUCACCUCCCGCCUCGGCUCCGACUGCGCCUCCGUGUCGCGCAUGGUGGCCACCAGCGUGAACCGCGCAUACCAGGACACGCUGGCGGACGCCACGGCGCGUGCGGAGGAGAGCUUCCUGCUCUCCCGCGUCGUGCGCACAUUUGGCGCCGAGGAUGCCGCCUGCGCGCGGUACGACGAGACGCUGGGCAGGCUGGCCCACAUCUCCAGCCGCCAGGCGGUUGCCUACUCCUCCUUUGUCGUGGCAAACCACUGGGGCUACAACGCCAUGCGCGCCGCCGCCCUGCUCGUUGGCGGCAGUGCCGCGCUUAGAGGCCAGAUCAGCGCGCAGCAGCUCACCAGCUUCAUGCUGUAUGUGGAGCUCUUCGCGUCGGCCACCCUCUCCGUGGCAGACCAGUACGGACCCAUCAUGGAGAGCCUGGGUGCCAGCGAGCGGGUGAUGGCGUACCUGGGCAAACCCCCCGCGCCCGAGCUGGCGCCGGGCAAGGUCCUGGACACCGUUACGGGCGAGAUUGAGUUCCGCAAUGUCUCCUUCAGCUACCCCUCCCGCCCCAAUGUCCUGGCACUGGACCGGGUGUCGCUCAUCAUCCCCGCCGGCCGCACCGUGGCCUUCGUCGGGCUGUCCGGCAGCGGGAAGACCACGCUGGUGGCGCUGCUGCAACGGCUGUAUGACCCCAGUGUGGGGACCGUGAAGCUGGACGGGCACGACGUGCGGACCCUGGACUCCACAUGGUUCCGCAGCCAGCUGGGCGUGGUCAGCCAGGACCCCCGCCUCUUCUCGCUGACGGUGGCGGAGAACAUCGCCUACGGCACCCCCGGAACCACGCGGGCCCAGGUGGAGAGGGCGGCGGAGCUGGCCAACGCGCGCGGCUUCAUCGAGCGGCUGCCCGAGGGCUUCGACACCCCGGUGACCGACCGCCUGCUGUCGGGGGGCCAGCGCCAGCGCAUCGCCAUCGCCAGGGCGCUGAUCCGCGACCCGCCCGUGCUGAUCCUGGACGAGGCCACCUCGGCCCUGGAUGCGGAGAGCGAGGCGGCGGUCCACGCGGCCCUGGACCGCGCGAUGCGGCAGGCGGGCCGCACGGUGCUGGUCAUCGCUCACCGGCUGUCCACGGUGCGCAACGCGCACCUGACCGUGGUCAUGUCCGCGGGGCGCGUGGCGGAGCGCGGCACGCACGCCGAGCUGGUCCGGCGUGGGGGGUUGUACGCGACGCUGGUGGCGCGGCAGUCGGGCAAGCUCCACCCCGCGCCAAGCUGA